Molecule: messenger RNA, 3555 nt
Organism: Yamadazyma jaroonii
Lineage: Eukaryota; Fungi; Ascomycota; Pichiomycetes; Serinales; Debaryomycetaceae
Source: the annotation of a GenBank genome assembly
AUGAAACUCAGUUUAAAUAUCACCUUACCUGUAACCGUUAUUACGGAGAAGGUUAAGAAGGUUAAGAAGGGGAAGAAGAAGAGUGAAAGUCCUGAGGUCAUCUCCACCACUAAAGAAGAUUUAGUGGAAGUCAAUAUCAAUUCUGAAGAGACUUUAACUCAAUUGAGAGAAUCUUUAAGUGUCAUACCAAAGAGUGAAAACUUCACCAAUUAUUCAAUUUUCUUCAAAGAAACUGAUUUAAGUAAAUUUGAUGAAUUCACUACAUUUGGUGAAAUCUUCGAUCAAUUAGGAGUUGACUUGGAAAAGCCUAUCAGCUUGAAACUUCAAGAAAAAGGUUACAAAUUAUCUGAUAUUUAUUAUCAUAUCAAUAAGUUUAGACAAGUAAUUGGAUUACAUUUCUUAGAUAAACGUAGUAACUUAUUGGGUGUCAAUGCUGGAGUUGCUAAGUUUGAUGAUUUGAAAAUCAAUGAAGAAUCUGACCUUUCAAAAUGUGUCGAUGCUAUCAAUGAUUCUAAUUAUGACAUUGAACAACUUGGUAAAUUAAAUGAUCCUUAUAGUCAUUAUGUUUCUCCAGUAAAGAUUAGUUUAUCCCCAUGGAACCCAGUACCAUUGAUUCGUAAAACUGCUGGUGAUUUACUUUACCUCACCAUUAGUACUUUAGAACAUGAAACUUUCACCGUUACUUGUCAUGCUUCAGGUUUUUACGUGAACAGCUGUUCCAACAUCAAAUUUAACCCAGCUCCAAAAAGUCAAAUUUAUCAUUUGUUAUUCGAUUUAGUUAGAAAUUUGAGUCCAGUUUUUGAAGCUGCUUUAGCUAAGAAUACUGCUGUUUUCCCAAGUGUUUAUGAUCAUCCUGAAAGUUAUCUUUUACCUUCAAACACCGCUUAUCCAUGGAUUACUAAUGAACCUACCAAAGUUCCAGAAUCUAGUUUCCCAAUCUUACCAAUUUUACAAAAUGGUGUUGAUGGAGCUGAUUUUGUUAAGGAUUGGAAUGAAGAGUUCCAAAGUAUUAGGGAAUUACCUAAACUGAAUAUUAAUGAGCGUAUUUUACGUGAGAAGUUAUUGAUCAAGAUCAUCACCGAUUUCAAUAAUGUCGCUACUAAAACUGCCAUUGAAAUUGUUAAUGGAUCAAUUCCUCCUAUGAAUUAUAGUGAAGAUGCCAACCAAUUAACUUACUUACGUAAUGGAAUCUUUUAUUGGCAUGCUAUUGACAAUGGUUCAUUCACCGAAAGAGGUGGAGAUGAAGCUGCUAGAUAUGCCGCUUCUAAAGACUUGAACGCUGUAAGAAUAAUCAACCGUUUAGAUUUAUCUAUUGGAUGUUUAGUUACAUGUGUUGUAGAUUACUUAGGUAAGAGAAUUGUUUGUCAAGCACCAAUUCCAGGAAUCUUCAAUGAAGUAGUAGGUGAAUUACAAGGAGAAUCUGCUGAUAAUGGAGAAAUUGAAGGAGAAAAAGAAUCAAAUAUCGAUGAAGAAGCCAAUGAAAAGGUUGCUUAUGGUAUCAAUACUUCAGGUACUAAAAUCAAUAACGAUAAAGAAUUUAUUGGCCCAUUAACUAAUCUUGCUGAUAUUUUCCAUCUCAAACCUCAUACUGUCACCAUCAAUGAUGAAGAUGUUGAAUUAGUUACUUCCAAAGAUAUCAAAGGUAUUAAAGGAACUGACGGACGUAAGUAUGUUAUUGAUUUAUUCAGAACUUCAGCUAUGGAUGUUAAUUUCUUGAAUAAAGAUUAUAUUCAUAAAGAACCUUUGAUCAGACAUGAAGCUGUUGAAGAAUGGUGGAAACGUAAAAUUGCCAAUUACUUAAAAUUGGAAGCUGAAAAAUUAGAAAAUGAAAAGAAAUCCACUGAAGAAAAAGAACAAAUUUUGAUUCAAUCAAAUACUGUAACUAUCAACCCUGAUACCUUCACUGGUUUCAGUGAAUCUGAUAUCGAUCAAAAAGAGGUUAAAGAAUUAGGUGAUUUCAUCCAUAUUUUAGUUGAUGAAUUCUUAGGUGAUAUUAGUAAGAACAUUUCACCAUUUGAUGGUAAACAUUUAAGUACUUUAAUGCAUCGUCAUGGUAUUAAUAUGAGAUACUUAGGUCAUGUGACCAGACGUUGUUUAGAAAUGAAACAACAAGAAAUUGAAAAAUUAGAAACCACCAUCAAAGAAAAUCAAGUUUUAGCUGAAGAACUUUCCAAAGCUGAGAACACUGAAAAGAAAGAUGAAAAGAAAGAUGACGAAAAGAAAGAUGAAAAAGAAGAAGAACCAAGUAAAGGUGUUUUCCUUCCAAUUAUUGCCAACUUUGAAUCCAUCCAUAAGAUUGCUAUCAAUGAAAUGGUUUCCAGAGCUGCCAAACAUAUUUUACGUAAAUCUUCAGAAACCAUUGAUCCUGUGAUGAUGCCAUAUUUUGUUGCUCAUUUCUUUAAUUGUUUAUUAGCUGAUGGUUCAGUUGAUAUUCCUGCUAACCUUCAAGCGUUAUAUUCUAGUGAAUUCACUAAGUUGACCGCUGAAGAAGUCAAAUCCAUGAUUGUUUCUGAAAUCAAGAGCAGAUUCGAUUAUGACUAUGAAUGGUCAGAAUUAAAUAAGACUGUUAUCAUGAGAGAAAUCUCCUUGAAAUUCGGUAUUCAAUGGAAAUCUAAAACUUUCGAUACUUUCAGUGGUGAAGAUAUCAUUAACUUUGUUCCUGUUGUCAAAGAUUCUACUUAUAAAGCAUCUAUUUUAGAUGAAAUCUCCGACACUGCUCAAAGAGAAUUAUCAUCAGUUGAAAUCAAAGACGAAGACAGUGAAGAAGAAAAGAAACAAAAGGAAGAAAAGAAGAGCGAUGCUAUUGUUUUAUUCAAUGAAUUACUAUCAUUCUAUGAACAAAUUUAUGGCCGUGUACAUCCAGAAACCACUUCAUAUUGUGGAUUCUUAUCGCAAUUAUAUUCAGAAUUGAACAUCGAAUCCAAUCUUUCUCAUACUGCUUGUAUUUUAAGUGAAAGAUCUUUUGGUGUUGAUUCUUAUAAUACCAUUACUUCUUAUGUUAAUGCUGGAUACUUUGAAACCAAUGAUUUAUCCAAAUCCAUCAAAUUAUAUAAUCAAGCUAUUAACAUUUGGGGUAUUAUCUAUGGUAAAGAUCAUCCUUCUUUGAUCAAUACUUAUGCUAACUUGGCCGAAAACUUAACUGUUGCCAAACACUUUUCCGAAGGGUUCAAAUUAUUUGAAAAAUCUAUUGAAUUAUGUGAACAAAUUUGUGGUGAUUGUGAUAUUACUGCUUUGAUCUAUUUCAGAUAUGGUUCAUCUUUAAUUAAUAAUAGUAACUUCAAAGCUGCUAAAGGAAAAUUCGAAAGAGCUUAUGAUAUUUUCUUAAAAGUAUUGGGACCAAAUGAUCAAUUCACCAAGAAAUCAUUAAAUUUUAAAACCAACUUAGCUACUUACUUAGAGUAUCAAAAGAACGAUAAAAAACUUGUAAAUAAACCAGUACCUGCACCAUCAACUAAAAACAAGAAAAAGAAGAAUGGUAAGAAAGCUGUCAAAAUCAAUGAAGAGAUUGCUAACCAAUCAGUUGAUGAUAUUUUAGCAUUUAUUGAAGGUAAAUAA